This is a messenger RNA of Malurus melanocephalus (red-backed fairy wren), 8674 nucleotides long. It is a transcript of the gene CRAMP1, whose product is annotated as cramped chromatin regulator homolog 1. The transcript has 21 exons. Gene Ontology annotation, molecular function: chromatin binding. NCBI's taxonomy places the organism in Eukaryota, Metazoa, Chordata, Aves, Passeriformes, Maluridae. Gene Ontology annotation, biological process: pattern specification process. Gene Ontology annotation, cellular component: nucleus. The coding region runs from base 331 to 4293 and encodes 1320 amino acids. The record is from RefSeq and is a predicted model, not a curated record.
CCGGGCAGGGCGAGGAGGAACCGGAACCACCGUGGCUCCAGCUCGGCCCGAGCCCGGCACGGCCCCGAGCUUGGCCCAGCCUGGCGGUGCUGGGACCGCAGCUGGGUUUCGUAGCAGCCCGGGGAAGAAGUCCGCCCCACAGCCGGGAGCGGGGCUGCCGCCGCCAGCAAAACUGGGAGGGCCGCUGGGCUCCGCGCCGGCCGCCUCCCGAGCUGGCGGGUCUGGGCGCAGCCCAGGGUUGCCUGGGGCUGCGGGUGCCGGAGCAGCUGAGGCAGCCGCCGGCGGGGGAACCGGAGCGCGGAGGCUGCGCGACAGCAUUGAUGCGGCAGGAUGACAGUAAAACUGGGAGAGAGCAGUGGGGACGAAGGGGUGAAAAAGCUGGGUAAGAGAGCAGGAGGAGAUGAGGAGUCCCUGGAAGAAGAAGGGGCAGGAGGAGGAGGAGAGGCAGCUCCAGGCAGCAGCAGCACAAAGAAAGAAGAGAAGAUCAUUAACAGCAACACUACCAGCAGCCCCCCACCGAACCCCAACUUGUCACCGGCCCCGACCUCUCUCCAGCCCUCCCAGAGCCAGGACCAGCAUCAUUUUCUCAGGUCCAGCGUCAGACCUCAGAGCAAGAGACUGAAGAAGGAUUCCCAGGCAUCCUCCUCGGUUGGCAGCAGCACUGCCGGAAAAGGCAAAGCAGCAGAUAAUGGAGGGACUGCACCUGGUGGCACAUCAGGAAUUCCUCCCAGCAAUCCUACUGGGAGUUCCAAGUCAGCAGCAAGGAACCUGGGCUCCUCGGCUGGAGAGAAGGAGGAAGGGAAGAAGGUCCGACGGCAGUGGGAGUCAUGGAGUACCGAGGACAAGAGCACUUUCUUUGAGGGACUGUAUGAGCAUGGGAAGGACUUUGAAGCUAUCCAGAACAACAUUGCCCUGAAAUACAAGAAGAAAGGCAAACCAGCAAGCAUGGUGAAGAACAAGGAACAGGUCCGGCACUUUUACUACCGUACCUGGCACAAGAUCUCCAAGUACAUUGACUUUGACAAUGUGUUUUCUCAAGGGCUGAAAAAGUCUUCCCUGGAGCUGUAUGGCUUAAUCUGCUAUGGGGAACUAAGGAAGAAGAUUGGGGGAUGUAUGGAUGACAAAAAUGCAGCUAAACUCAAUGAGCUCAUUCAAGCCGGGGCUACUACUGUUCGUUACAAAGGCAGAAACCUGCGUAUCAAAGCUCCCAUGUGCAGGGCAUUGAAGAAACUCUGUGAUCCAGAUGGUGUGAGUGAUGAAGAGGACCAAAAGCCAGUACGACUUCCUCUCAAAGUCCCUGUGGAGUUGCAGCCACGGAAUAACCACGCAUGGGCUCGAGUACAGAGUCUUGCCCAGAACCCACGGCUUAGGAUGAUCGUGGAGUUACAUCGGAAGGUCUCCAGCCUCCUUGAAUUCCUGAAGCAGAAGUGGGCUCUCCAUGAAGUGCGGGUUCGUAAAACACUAGAAGAACAGCAACUUCAAGACUCCAGAGACUCAGAAACAAGAGGCAGCUUCUCAGAGGAGAAAGUGAUGCUCCAUCUCUUUCCAGGGGAGAAUUGUACCCUCACUCCGCUGCCUGGGGUAGCCAGAGUGGUCCACUCCAAGGCUUUCUGUACUGUGCAUUGGCAGGAAACAGGCAAAUGCAAACAGAACACAAAAGACUCUCACUUACUUCCCCCUGCCCAAAUCCUCGGCAUACAGAGUGGUCAGGGCACAGCAAGGGGACAGCUGAAAUACCUGCGGGGAACAGAAGGUAAGGGUGUUGGAAGGGCAGAGAGCACUACAGAGCCCAGCAGAACUUUGCAGCCUACUGCUGAAGUUUCUGCAAGCAUUGAAGAUGGUGCCCCRGAGCCUGUCCUGGUGGAAGGAACAGCCUCAAAUUUUGGCAUCACUAAUUCCGUCCAGAAACCGCCUUCUGGACUUCAGGAUCCAGGAGGGCACCAGGAAAAGCUCAGCUCAGUGGCCUCCUGCAUGGAGGGCAGGGAGGCCCUGGCCAGUGACCAGGCAGCUGUGCUGCCCUCAUGCAGCACAGUGUGUGCUUGCAGCAAGAUCCCUGAUGUGGAGGAACUCUCUCUGCUGGAUCCAUUCCCACGGUACAUGAAGUCCUGUCAGGACCUAAUCGUCCCAGAGAAAUAUUGUUGCACAGACAAACUGCAUGGGAAAGACUCUGCUCCAGCAGCUGAUAAUGCUCCUCUGGUGGCUUUUCCAAGCAGGAGGAGUGCAGAGACCUCUGACUCCUGCUCCCAGCUACUGAGAGGUGUUGAGGGUUCCCCUGGCAGCGGCAAAAGUGAAACUCAGGCCAGCCACAGCCAGGGCCAGCAGCUGGAUGCUUGUACCAAGGAUAUCACAGAUGCCGUAAUGGAGGAUUCUCAAGAGAAGCUGGCUUCCUUGUUUCCAGCUCCACCUCAGGGACAAUCCAGUACCAAGUCUCCCAAGGAUGACCCCAGUCGGCUCUCCCAACAGGUUAGAGAAGAAGGAUGGAGUCUGCGAACCUCUGAGAGCCUUACAYUGGCUGAAGUCUACCUCAUGAUGGGCAAACCGAACAAGCUGCAGCUGGAAUAUGACUGGUUAGCUGUCUUGGAGCCAGAAACUCAGGAUGCUAGAGAGCAAACAUCUGAGUCCAGCRCUGUCCCUGCAUGUCCCAGCUUUCACAAGCAGAGGCUCCUAAACUGCCUUCUGAAACUCAUCUCUACUGAAGUCAAUCCCAAACCAACACCCGAGAUGAGCUCCAUUGCCACAUCACCUAUAAAGCCUGCUCAGGAGGAGCAGUCCCUGACUCCCCCAGGAAAGGUGAUUGCCAUCAACACCAGGAGUCCAGGCUGCACACGGAAUCAGUCUGCCCUUCGCAACAACAAGGCUUUUKCUGCUGGUGCUGCUUCCACCUCCUCAGGUUUGAGAAACCUCCCUCGACCUCUCUUGGUGGCCAGUCCUUCAAGUUCUGGGAGCACUGAGGCUGACAGUGGACUGUUUGCAGUCCCUACAACCCUCCCCCCCAACAGCCGCCAUGGGAAGCUGUUCCUACCCAGCAAGGAAACAGAGCUGACCUUCCGGCAGCACCUGGACACUAUCAGUAUGCAGUCGGACUUCUUCCUGCCGAAGCCCCGGAAGUUACGGAACAGGCACUUGCGGAAGCCAUUGGUAGUACAGAGAACACUGCUCCCCAGGCCGUCUGGAAAUCCGUCCCAGCAUGUCUGUUCCUUUUCUAUCUUAUCCAACUCAUCCAUUACAGGGAGAGGUUCAUUUCGGCCAAUCCAGUCCUCACUGACUAAAGCUGCUGUUUCUCGUCCAAUUGUGCCCAAAGUUCUUCCAACACAGGCCACCAACCAUCUGUCUAGUGCUAUUGACUUGGCAGCUAAAAGUGCUGGCAUUAUCCCUGGUAGCCCCAUGCCUGUCCUGGAUGCAGAUGGUUUGGCAGGUGUGUCUCCACUGUCACCAGAUGCAGUGCCCACAGUAGUAACAGGGCAGGAGCCAGCAGUAGCACAUCGGAACGGAGGCUCCAUCACCACUGUGGAGGGCUCAGGCCCAGGGUGCCGGGUGCCGUACAUCAGCCUGCCAGCUCGGCCCAAGCAGGAUGGCUUCCAGGGCACAUCAGUCCUUUCUCUGCCAGAACUGGCCAAGACUUCUCUCCAGAAUGGUCUGUCCAGCCUUCCACUUUCCUCAUCAGAAGCUUCCAGUACUCGGCUCUCUCCUCCCAAUGUUUCUGCUCUCUUGGAUAUUUCCCUGCCUGGACCACCUGAAGAUGUGCUUUCUCAAGGGGAACCUGCUACUCAGAUCAGUGAUUCCAUCAUUGAAAUAGCUAUCAGCUCUGGCCAAUACAGUGAAGGUGUUUCUCUCUCUCCUGCAAAACUGAAUGGCAGUGACAGCUCCAAAAGUCUUCCGUCCCCAUCCAGUAGUCCUCAACAGAACUGGAUUGCGUCACCCACCCAUGACCCCCAGUGGUACCCCAGUGACUCCACAGACUCCUCCCUCAGCAGCUUGUUCUCAAGUUUCAUUUCCCCGGAGAAGGGACGAAAAAUGUUACCAACUCCAGCUGGGAACACCAGUGGCACCUCUUUACUGGGACCCAGCCUGCUGGAUGGAAAUUCACGGGACUCCUUUGUGUCACGGUCCCUGGCAGAUGUGGCAGAGGUGGUGGAUUCCCAGCUGGCUUGUAUGAUGAAUGAGAACAGCAUAGAUUACAUAUCUCGCUUUAAUGACCUUGCCCAGGAACUGUCGAUACCUGAGCCGACUCGCAGGGAGAUACUGUUUGAUGGAGGAGCUGGUGGUCCCCCUAUUGGGGAUCUCUCGCAGUAAGGGAAUGACCAGCAGGCUGGUGCAGACUGUUCAGCUUAGUUGGAGCUUGCAGUGCUGAAACUUGAUGAGGGCAGACUGGAGAGCAGCAGCUGAGGCUGAGUGACCCCUGUCCUGUGUGCUUCUUUGUAACRGAGAAGCAUUGGUUUCAGAGGUCUCAAGGAGUACUUGCAAGUCCUGGAAUGUGCAAUAUAUUGGCAACAACAGAACAUGGAAUAACAUUACAGGAGAUUGCGUGUCCCUGCAUCAGCGAUGUAAGAUUGCAGGUUUGUGGGACAGUUCUGGACUUGUACUUUGGAAUGGUCUAAGCAAGCAGCUGAAGUAGAGAAGGGGUUGCCACAAGCUCCUAUACAUGGAUUAUUGUUUGUGUAGUGAUCAAAAUGCCAUGCUUUUGGAUCCACAUAAAAGUUGAAGAUGAAGGGUAAGGGUUGGUAGGGGACCUGCUGUGUGUCUUGACACGUCGUAGUUGGCAGUCUUCUUACCAUUCAGUCAAACUGAAGUUCUUGCACUCUGUCCAGGGCACAGCCACUCCUUGGAGCUGUGUUCUUACAGACCACUCUGUUCCUUUGGCUCUUUGACCAAUCCUGUGUGGCUCACACCUGCUUGCUUUUUCUGGUAGGGCAGCUCUCAUCCACCCUCCUCCCGUGCUGCAUGGAUCCCCUGCUCUUAUACCCCAUCACAUCACAAUCAUCAUCAUCAUCACCAUCACCCUGAUUGCACUCUUAACACUGACACAUUCUUAACCUUUGAGAUUCUUCAGCACAUUGCACAGUUCACCCUGURAAUGGGAGAGUGCUUUAAUGCUCUCCCUGAAGAACAGUUACUUUUGGUCUGCAAACAUGGCAAAAGAGCUUACACGAGGAAAGKUGUGUCAUCAUUACUCUUGGCUUUGCUAGGAACAUGUAAAUAUUGCCACCUUCACAAAGACUGAGGAUUUACCUGGGAGAGGAAAUUGAAAACAAUGUUGUAAUGUGUAGGAACAAAUACUAGGUUAACACUAAGGCAGUUGAAAUCAGUUUUGUGUCAUGAAGAGAAGUGUCAAGUCCUAGCUUUAUCCCUGAGUCCUUCCUUCCUUUUUGUUCUGUGAACUCCAGGUUCUUGACCAUUCUUCAUUACAGUCACUCUCAGGCAUGAGUGGGUCUGGCACUCCCUCUCUGAAAUCCCUGUGCAUUUAAUGUCAUGUUUUACUGUAGGAAAAACCCAGAUCCUGAUUCCAGUGGGUUCAAAAGGAUAUAGUGUUAAUUUCUUGGGAGCUGGUUGUCCAUCAAUUCUAGCUUUAUAACUCAGGAGACUUUUCUUAUUCCCUUUCCUUUCCUCUUCKGUCCUGAGCAAGAAUACCCAUAUUGUGCUCUUUUUUGAGCAGUGGCCUGCUUCUCCAGUUAGAGGAUGUCCCUUGGCUGAUGUGAGUAGCUCUGAACUUUUCCAAGGGACUGCUGUAUAAACCUCAACUUUGUAUUAUUAAUAAACAAACCUUCUCCUCCCUUAGCAUGUUAUCAUGGGUUCAUUUCCCAACUUGCACUGUACUUGGUGGKUGUUGUUCUGACUGCCUUUAGCUACAUGUAGAAGGCAUUUCUUUGACUUGGAGUCUCUUGUAACUUGCUCACAAUGCACUGACUCUGUUUGCUGUUCACCCAGUUCCUUUACCCUGCUCUAGGCAGAUGUUUUYUAGCUUCUCUGGAGUUGGCUUUGUGUUUUCUGUCAUUAGGAGAAAAUGGAACAAGUUUUCUGAUGCACCUUUUGUGUGGCCCUGAGCAGCCUUUCCAUUUCACUCAAAAAGGAAUGUAAUUUAGAUGACAUUCCAAGACCCAUGUACCAGGUCACUGCAUUCUGCUCUAUUAACAUGAGUCACACAGCUGUGUAAAGUCAGCACAAGUACAGUUGGAUGUUCCCAGCAGGGAGCCACACUUCUGUCACUAGCAAGGGGAAGAUCAUAYCUAGAAGAAUGGAGAAGUUCAUAGCUGCGGGAUGACUUCCCAUCCUGGCUGUGCAUCAUAUGAGAUAUUGAGUCCUUCUGUCAUCAUUUCUCUUUCGUUAUUCUUACAGAGCCUUUUUUGAGAAUUCUGACAGUAUUGUCAGGAAACCACAUAAACCUGGAAUAGAACAAGGUGGAGGCUGUCACAGAAAUGAAUGCUGGACCUAUUUUGUUCUGAGCAUUCCCCCUUGCUAUGGAGAAGACACCCCUUAAUCUCAAGAGUCAUUCCCACAAAAACUUUUCAGUUUUACCUAAAAUUUAGCUGUAUUUUUGUUUGGGCCUUCCUAGAUUGUUCCCUCUUGGUUUUGGGUUCCUCCAUUACUAAUGCUGAUUAUUCUAUAUGCUGUGUCUCCAGAAAUCUUUCCGAUUUGCAGGACAAAAGUUGAAGGCACCUACUAUGGCURUGGAUUACAGAACAUGCAGGAGGGAAUGUGUUACAUUCUAAUCAAGUACUGUAUAAAAAGAAAUCUGAAAUCUCAUUCUUAAAGUUCUAAAUAUUGCAAGACUAAUGUGAGGGUCUCCACUGUAUUUGUAACUCGACAAAUUUUUCAUCUUCCCUGCUGAUGCUGGUAAUGCAAUGGAUGUAACRCUGGGUUUGGCUCUGAAGUUGCCUAGAAUAAGGGCCAGUGUUGGUGCACCUGUUGCAGAAGUGGAGAGCAGAGCACUUCAUCCUGAUCYUUGAAGGCUUUUUGCUUGCAACAAAAGAAGCUGUCAGCCUGCGUGAAUCAGCCCACUCAUUUCCCGGGGGGAAGGACACAAUUUCAGAAUGAAGGCAGCACAAAUGGCUAUUUUUUAUGAUACCAUGACAUCAGAAAACUUCUAAUACCCUGAACCUUUGCAAGUGGGUUUGAACCACCCAGUAAUAACAGAGUAUAAAUGACAGAAACCAGUUCAGCACUCAGAAUGUUGGGGUUAGAAAUGUGUUUGGCAUUAGCCCCUUAAAAUUUGGAUUAUGAAGCAGAAUUUGAUUUCAGAAAUAUAAUGCUUUGCAAACUGCAUUGUAAGAAAAAAGUCCUUUGAGGACAAGGGAAAAACUUGAGAAUAAUUAAGAUUAUUGUGGUAAUUCUGAAUUGAUGCAGUAUUUGUUACCCUUACUACAUGAAAAGCCAUUUAAACACUUCUCUGAUCAGACAAGCUCUAUAUUUUUGGUGAGUGUGCUUUACAAUAGCAGUCAUCAUCAGUUUGUUCCUGAGACAGCUAAAGAGGUGAUGUAUGCACACACAUACACGUACAUGAAUACAUGUGCACGUGUGUGGGGAGUUGUAAUACUCAAAACUUCUUCAAUUUUAUUUCUUUCAGCUUCCCAAUAGCAAUAACAAAAUCGGUAUGAGGGACAGUGUCAGGCUAAGCAGACAUCCAAGUACAUCAUACUGAAAUGCCCGCAGUAUCAUUUCUGAGGUAGGAGCAGCUUUGUUAUGUUAGUACCUGCCUGGGGCUCUGCUGGGUGUUGGAGAGGACURAUGGACACUAACAGCCUCCAUGUAUGGGAUUAAUGCUCUAGGCUUUUACCUCUCAGUGACUUAUCUACCAUAAGGCAGUUCUGAGUAUCUGACAAGGUAAAUGGCAGAAGAUUCAGUGUCUGUGGGCUGGGUGCAGAGCAGUACCAUAGCCCAAGGUUGGAUCCACCCAAUGUGUGUGCACACGCUAACAGAGUUCUGUGCUGGGUGUUGCAUCCUGAUCACCCACACAAUCAAUUUUAUCCUGUAUCACUAAACCUACUAAGCAUAGGAACAGUAAUAGUUUUUAUACRGCAUUGUUAAGCCUUCUUUUGACACCCUCUUUAUUUCUAAAUAGAAUUAAAUGGCUUGAAUCAAAUCUAACCUAUAAAGACAUCUCAUUUACUGACAGCAGAUCCCAGAGUGGAAAUUCAGUUGCAUUUUGUUUUCUACACUCAAACUUCGGAUGCAUUUAUAAGGAAAGUAAUGCACUUUUUUUAACCUUUUCAAACCUUUGAAUCUGUUAAUUUCACAGCAAUUUGUAAAUUAAGUGAACUUAAGUGAAACCUUGGCAACUAAGUGAAACCUUGGCAAGCACUAUGGCAAUAAGUUAUCAUUAAUUAUUGAAACAUGAUAACUGCUUUAGAGCUUACGGUUCUAGCAGCAAACUUUAAUGCUGUUUCUUUUAAUAAUAGUUAAGCCAUAUCAUCUAAAGUUUCUGGCUUGUUUGAGAUGUGAAUUUGUUUUAUAGACUAUAAAUAUACCUAUAUAGUGUAUGUAUAAAGCAAAAUGCCUGUCUUUACUGAUUAUUUUUUGUACCAUACUGUAAAUUAUAUUAUUUAUUCUUUACCAAUUUUGGAAAAAGGUGUUUUGGUUAUUUAAUAUAAUAUACAAAAGCUGUUAAACUUCCUCUGUUUAAAUUUCCAAUUCAACUUGUAAAGCUGUUUUUAUUCUUGUGCAUAAAUACAUACUAAUA